Messenger RNA from Malus domestica (apple), 2198 nucleotides. Its product is annotated as receptor kinase-like protein Xa21. Gene Ontology annotation, biological process: protein phosphorylation. Gene Ontology annotation, molecular function: protein binding; protein kinase activity; ATP binding. Lineage: Eukaryota; Viridiplantae; Streptophyta; Magnoliopsida; Rosales; Rosaceae. The record is from RefSeq and is a predicted model, not a curated record.
AAUACGAACUUCGAAUUGCAGACACUUGUGUCUUCUUGGUUUUCAGAAAAUGUUUGCUGUAUAGGACAAUGGCGAGAACUCGUUCCCUCUUGUCGUUAACUUUGUUGCUCGCCCUGAGCUGUUGUAUGUAUAUGCCGAACUCAUUAAUAGGCACAGUAGCCGCUCAAACCAACAUCAGCACAGACCAGGCUGCUCUUCUUGCUCUCAAAGCCCAUAUCACUAGUGACCCUCAAAACAUAUUGACCACCAACUGGUCUACCUCGAAUUCGAAUAUCUGCAACUGGGUUGGCGUUACUUGCGGUGUAGGCCACCUUAGAGUCACAGCCUUGAAUCUCUCUUACAUGGGUCUCACAGGCUCUAUUCCUCCACAACUAGGAAACCUAUCAUUUCUUGUUCAGUUGGAAUUCAGAAACAACAGUUUCCAUGGUACCCUGCCAUCGGAAUUGUCUCGUCUACGGAGGUUGAAGUUGAUUAGGUUCAGCUUUAACAACUUUAUAGGAACCAUUCCGUCAUGGUUCGGGUCCUUAUCUGAACUUCAAACCUUCGAUUUGUAUGGUAAUCAAUUUUCAGGUUUCAUACCGAAUGCUAUCUUCAACUUAUCUGCACUGCAAGUACUUGAUCUAAGAAACAACGAGCUAUCCGGGAGCAUACCAAGAGAAGUGGAGAAACUAAAAAUGCUGGAGGAGAUAUUACUUGGACACAACAAUUUCACAGGUAGCAUACCAAGAGAAAUCGGGAACUUAACCAUGCUCAAGGUCAUAUACCUUGAUUAUAACAUGUUCGAAGAAAUUCCAAACUUGAUUGGUAGUAAAGAUCUGGUGGAGAAGUUGUACGUGCAGGUUAAUGACCUAAAAGGGCCUGUUCCUUUGGAGGUCUUCAACAUGUCUUCUUUGAAAAUUUUGGCUCUAACAAUAAACCACUUGACUGGUAGUAUUCCGGACGAUUUCUGUCAGCAUCUUCCUAGUAUUCAGAUCUUGAGUUUGGCUCGCAACAAACUUGAUGGUCCACUUCCAUCAAAAUUUUGGCAAUGCAAAGAGCUUCUUCAGUUCUCAUUAGACUAUAACAACUUCGGUGGAAGCAUACCAAAAAGUAUCGGGAACUCUACCCAGUUAGCAGAGAUUACCAUUAGCUACAACAACUUGACAGGAACGCUUUCAAAUGGGAUGGAGGUUGCAGUAAAAGUUCUCAAUCUACAACUGGAAGAGGCUUUCAAGACUUUUGAUAGUGAAUGUGAAAUGCUGAGUAAUAUUCGUCAUCGGAAUCUCAUCAAAAUCAUCAAUAGUUGUAACGAAGUUGGUUUCAAAGCCUUGGUACUGAACUACAUGUCUAAUGGGAGCCUUGAGAGGUGGCUGUAUUCUGAAAAGUUUUGUUCUUUGAGUAUCCUAGAAAGGUUGAAUAUAAUGAUAGAUGUUGCAUUGGCACUGGAAUACCUUCACCAUGGCUAUCCAAUACCUAUUGUCCAUUGUGAUUUGAAGCCGGGUAACAUACUCCUAGAUGAGAAUAUGGUUGCACAUGUCGCUGAUUUUGGAAUCGCAAAACUUUUGGGAGGAGGAGAUUCUAUGACUCAGACAUUGACCCUAGCCACAAUUGGGUAUAUGGCUCCAGAGUAUGGGAGAGAAGGAAUUGUUUCGACGAAAGGGGAUGUGUACAGUUUCGGUAUUGUGCUCAUGGAAAUAUUCACAAAAAGAAAGCCAAUAGAUGAGAUGUUUGUUGAGGAAAUGAAUAUGAAGCAAUGGAUUGCAAAUUUGUUAAUCCAAGAUGCAAUAGUUGACGUUGUGGAUGCCAAUUUACUCGAGAAGGAGGCAAAUCAUGAUUUUGUGCGGAUGGGGGAUUUUUUAUCUUCCGUUAUGGGAUUAGCUCUAGCUUGUUGUAGAGAAUCACCUCACGAGAGGAUAACUAUGCGUGAUGCUGCAGCCAUCCUCAGUAAAAUGAAGACCAAGCUUUUGAAGGAUAGUGUAGGAGACAGUGUGUAGUGUUAGGAUCUUUCUUUCUCCCAAAUAUUGUGAAAGUGUACUUAAUUAAUCAACAUUCCUCAAGUCAUCGUUGUUUACUUUUCCUUAGAGAUUUCUUCUAAUUUCUUCGUACCAUGCUCUAGUAAGUCACACUAUAAGAACAAGAAGCAACAAUUAGUUAUUACUAUUAUCAAUUGUUUGACUUGUCUAAUUCUUCAUAUGUUUCGGAUCAAGUUUUUAUCUGUU